GGACCUUCUGCUGGGCUCCCAGGGGAGCCAGGGGACCCACAGGCUGAACACCCCAAGGCGAGAGUGGAUGGUGCUCAUGAAGAUAAUGGAGGAGAAGGAUUUGGAGAUUGAGAGGCUUAAGAUGAAGCAAAAAGAACUGGAAGCCAAGGUUCUGGCCCAGGAGGCUGUGGACCCAAAGGAUAAAGAGAACUCGUCUCCCACAAUGCUCCGACCGCUUGCCCGCCGCACAGUCACUGUAGCAAAGCCCCUCAAAAAGGCUGUGGUGAUGCCCUUACAACUAAUUCAGGAGCAGGCAGCAUCCCCAAAUGCUGAGAUCCACAUCCUGAAGAAGAAAGGCCAGAAGAGAAAGCUGGAGUCCCUGGAUGCUUCAGAGCCAGAGGAGAAGGCUGAGGACUGCUGGGAGCUACAGAUCAGCCUGGAGCUACUGGCUCAUGGGCGCCAAAAAAUAUUAGAUCUGCUGAAUGAAGGCUCUGCCCGGGAUCUGCGCAGCCUGCAGCUCAUUGGCCAAAAGAAGGCGCAGCUCAUCGUGGUUUGGAGGGAGCUCCAUGGCCCCUUCAGCCAGGUGGAGGACUUGGAACGCGUGGAGGGCAUAUCCGGGAAACAGAUGGAGUCAUUCCUGAAGGCGAACAUCCUGGGUCUCGGCGCGAGCCAGGUCUGGAGGCCGAGGCUGGAGCUGCAGGGGGCUCGGGACUCCCAGUCUCCUCUUCCUCAGGGCCGCGGGCUCUCUUUGCCUCUGACGGGCCGAGAAGUUAUUUCUGGGACAGUUUCCUGGCCCAAAGUGUGUUCCAUUUCUUGUUAUCACACGUUGUGA
Lontra canadensis (Northern American river otter) is the source of this 811-nucleotide messenger RNA. RefSeq names its product kinesin-like protein KIF22. Bases 68 to 811 code for a protein of 247 amino acids. Lineage: Eukaryota; Metazoa; Chordata; Mammalia; Carnivora; Mustelidae. Gene Ontology annotation, cellular component: mitochondrial nucleoid. The transcript has a single exon. Gene Ontology annotation, biological process: transcription elongation by mitochondrial RNA polymerase; mitochondrial transcription. Gene Ontology annotation, molecular function: DNA polymerase processivity factor activity. The record is from RefSeq and is a predicted model, not a curated record.